AUGGCGGCUGCAGCUUUCCGAACAGCUCGUAUCGAGCUUCCAAAGACGGCGUUCUUCUUGUGCGACAUGCAGGAGAGAUUCAAGACCGCCAUCGCCAACUUUGACCUGAUCACAACUACUUCGGCUCGCAUGCUCAAGGCUGCAAAGAUCCUCGACGUGCCUGUCUUCACCACCGAACAGAACCCAAAAGCACUCGGGGCCACGGUCGCUCCUCUGAGCGAACUGCUCAAGGAUCUUCCAGAAAUCUCGGCUAGUGCAGUGCAUCCAAAGACCAAAUUCAGCAUGGACCUUCCCAACAUCACCGACAAGUGGCUCCAGAGUGCAGGCGACAUCAAGCACGUCGUCAUCUUUGGUAUCGAAUCUCACGUGUGCGUGCUACAGACGACGCUUGACCUGCUGGAUAGAGGCAUUCAGGUGCACGUCAUCAAGGACGGCGUAUCCAGCUGCAAUGUCGGGGAGAUCGACGUGGCUCUCGAGAGAAUGCGAAGCUCGGGGGCCCAGAUCACGACCUCGGAAUCGGUCCUUUUUCAGAUGCUCGUCGACGCCUCGCAUCCCAAGUUCAAGGCUAUCUCGGGUCUCAUCAAAGAGGAGAAGCAAAACAUCAAGGAGGCCGUCAACACUCUGGGUCUCGCCAAGUACUAA
Molecule: messenger RNA, 642 nt
Organism: Pseudozyma hubeiensis SY62
Lineage: Eukaryota; Fungi; Basidiomycota; Ustilaginomycetes; Ustilaginales; Ustilaginaceae
Product: isochorismatase
Exons: 5
Coding region: 1-642 (213 amino acids)
Source: RefSeq, a predicted model, not a curated record